This is a messenger RNA of Pocillopora meandrina, 10230 nucleotides long. Lineage: Eukaryota; Metazoa; Cnidaria; Anthozoa; Scleractinia; Pocilloporidae. The record is from the annotation of a GenBank genome assembly.
AUGACUGAACUGAUUUGUCAAACAGUGAUAAACGAAGAAGAUGGAGGUGCAGGUGACCCCCUCAGGAUGACGACAAAGCUGAAAGAAGGUAAAGCUGUUCGCGCUUGUACAGAAUGGUGGUUUUAUCGAAAAUGUGUCCUUGUCUGUCUUAACUAAUGUUGCAGAUGCUUUUCUUCUAAUUAUUAUUUUCGUGGGGCUGUGAGUUUGUAGGUUUGUUUGUCUAUUUUGCAUGAUUUCUUGAUUUUUUUUUGGUGACUAAAGCUCUAAAACUCCGUAAUUCCGGCACUCAGGCCAUUCAUCACCAUACCAUCGAGACAGCCCGGUUGCCGAAUUCAAGCCACGAUAUGAGUGGUAUUUGAUUCAUUGCGGCAAAAUUACUAGCUGCUUACUUAUAUCCCCCCAGGCUGUAAUUAGUGACAACCGUUUUAAAAUACCGUCUUGUGAAUGAAAGAAAGCCAGUAAAGCUGAUUUACCCAGCAGGAUAGUAUCAUGGAAACGAAGAAAUGCACAUAAGGGGGUUAGGAAAGGUUGAAAAGCUGAGCGAGUGUUAUGCCUUUGAAGAAGCAAAGCAAAUUUUUUUCAUUCAUUCUAGUGAUAUCUAACCAACACCGUUCUAGUAAUGUAUUGACACGUAAGCACGUUAAGCCAACAAUGAUCCUCUUUGUUCCGAAGAAUAUCAAACAUUUUAAACUCCAACUUCUCAAACUUCCGAUACAGCGAUUUAUUUGCCUUUAUCAGCAUGUAGUUGACAGUCAAUCAUUACCCGCCAACGUACUGUAAAAGCCGUCUACUAUUUGUUAGCAAUGCAAGGUAAACGCAUGCAUGUCUGCUAAGGCAAACAUGCGUGCACACUUUGAAGUUUUUAAGUACUUUAAGUUAUAAUUAAGUUAAUCUGAUGUAAUCAUACAUCUUAAAAAAACAGACCCUUACAAAUUUAAACCGGACCGAUAAGUUUCUGAUUUUUCUUUCAAAUACCAAAAUCCGAGAGAAUGAUAGACCCGACAGACUGGUGCUUGGCGGUCAAAAAAAGUCCCUUUUUCGGUGAAAGCAUGCAAUAAUGCUUUUUUUCAACGCCGUGCAUGACUGAAUCCCCAUCACAGUUUCCUCUUACUUCGUAAAAAAUUUACCCUAAAAAAAAAAAAUAAUAAAAAACUGAAAACCUAUCAUUUCAUUUUCGGUUGGUGGUGUUGUAGUUCUUAGACUGAGGUAAUUUAGAAUAAAAGGAGUUUCAGUUAAAUUAGGUCAUAUUUCCAUCCAUCUAUUCCAGUCACCUGAAUCUCCUAGGCCCAAUUCGACAAUAAUAGGACUUAAUUUAGAGCUUUGGUUUUAUAUGAAAUUUUCAUGAAUUUAUACAGGCGAUGUUAUGUCUUCUAGCUUUGGUUAAUUCUUACAAGCAAAUUUCAUGUCUCCCUGACGUACAGGUGAAGUAAAAAUCGAACGCCUCCUUGAACAAUUUCCAGAGGAUACGGUGGAAGAGAUUAAAGAUGUCAUUACAGCUGAAAACUUAUGCUCCUGUCAAAAUCCCUGGAAAACAUCCUUUCAGGUAAGUCAAUCCAAUAAGGGAAUAGUAAGUACGAGGCCAAUAACGAAAAAACAAAAACACGUAGGGUCAAAGAGGCUAUCCAUAUAAGACUUCAUCCCAACAACAUCGAUAGAGAUAGCGGAAUCGACAAUUCCGAAGCUUGGAUACCCACGAUCAAACAACACAACAGCCGAUUUAUGAGGACCUAUGAGGGAACACCAUCUAACAACCGGAAUAAUACUAAGAAAUCGAAACUAAUCGAAAUGCACCAAUAACUGCAUAUCAACGUGCUACAAAUAGUGACAAGUAAACAAUAGACCUCGUCGCCUGAUGAAGACUAGCAGUAUUUCAGUCGAAACGUCGCGAUCUACAUCAAAAGUGACUCUAUCGUGAGACAAACGAAUAAAGUUCGUCUCCUAUCUUACACCACGAUGAACAAUAAGCACAUAUAUUAUUAAAAGGUUUAACUGAAGUUGACUCAAUGUCAUUUAGUGAUAGUUAAACCAAACGACUUCGAGGAACCUUGUUUUAUUUAUCCGCAGGUAUUUUUAUAUAUAUAUAUAUACAUAUAUAUAUAUAUAUAUACAUAUAUAUAUAUAUAUAUAUAUAUAUAUAUAUAUAUAUAUAUAUAUAUAUAUAUACAUAUAUAUAGGAAGUCUGCAAGUCGAUAUAUAUAUAAACAUAUAUACACAUAUAAUAUACAUAUAUUAUAGCCUAUGCUGGGAGCAGAAUGUUAAGGUCGUUUCAGUGGAUAUUCGGCGACUUAUUUAACAAAUAGAGAAGCCUUGUCUCUGCCCUGUUCUGUUGUAAAGCACGCAAGAAGCGAUUAGAGCACGAAAGAAGUGUGGAGAGAAACACUCGACCACGUCUCGUCUUUCUCCCCACUUCUUGAGUGCUUUAGCCGCUUCCUAAGUGCUUUACAAUAGAACAGAGCACAGUCAAGGUUUCUCUGUUUGUUUUAUAGUAAAGAAUCUGUUAAAUUCUCCACGUAUGCUUUCAAUUUUCCAAACAAACUUUAUUCUAAAGUGAACAACAGUGUCGUCAGCAUGCUCUAUACUCUCAUAGAGCACGUUAUAAUGAGCCAAUCAGAAUUCCUGUUAGAAUGGCUCAAACAAUCUAAUUGGCUGUACAAGAUUGAAGCUGUCAAAAAUGUUAGAGCAUCAAAGUUAAAAAAACCAUCACAGUUCAUAUUCCACAAUAGUUUACAAACUUAAUAGUAUAGCAGGUCGAAUUUAACUCUUUCUCUUGGAGCCUUUUAGUCUCUAAUACAGAAUCUGAAAGUGAAAUGUUAAGUGAAAUCCGGCCAAAUUGUGGCUCAUAAAAACACGCAAGUUUUUUACGGAUAACAAUUAGAAAACAAACUAUUCAAGCGUGUGUUUAAUGAAUGAACGACAGCCGAAUUUACCGGAAUAUGAAGAUUGCUUGGGAUGACAGCGCCGUAAAACUCGGCAUCAGUGUCUUAUGUGGCCUUCCACUCAACGCCUCGGAAAGGAUAUCAGAGCAAGCUCUUAGUUGUACUCUCGAAGGGCGGCCGAUGUAAUUUCUGACGCUUAAUUGAAUGUGAUGACCGGAGAUCGCCAUGAUCAGCUAGCCGCAUUGGAUCUCAACAUGACACCGUUAUGAUUAGUACGAGUUUUAACAGUUACGCCAGUUUGGCUAUAUUUUUUAUCAUUCCUAUUUUGUUCUGUUUUGUUUUUGAACACGAAACUAUACAUACUACACGAGUGUUAGCUGCCUUUGAUUUUUAUUACCCUAAGUAAGCUUGCAAUCUAACCGAGUGUGAAAACCUUCAAAACUCCGACUGUCCAUUUCGUUUACUCUUUGAGGAUUCUCGUCUCUGCUCACGUUAUAAUAACGUCAAUUACGGCGCCUGGCAUUUUUACAAACCUUUGUUUGGUUCUUCUGUUGCUAUUUGCCGAUUUGCCUGUUCGGAAAUUUCACUUUCAACGACAGAAAAAUAACUAGGGAAAAGUCCUGGAGAAAGCCGGAUAUACUACAAUUUGGCAGAUAACGUGACAGUCUUAGUUCAGCUCUAUGCUCUAUACUCUCAUAGAGCACGCUCUUUCAACCAAUGACAGCGCGCGUUACAUCCGAACUUUAUUAUAAAAUAACUGAUAUAAAGCGGAAAGUCCUUAACGCUGUGAAGACGUUGUCCGUUUCUGGAACUGCUUGCGAAAAGGUGUUUCCACCAGGAAUCCAACUAAUUAAUACUAGGUAACAGAGGACUGGGGAUAACAAAUGAUAGAGCGGUCUAUAUACCGAGUGUUGUAAGACCAGAUUUAAUAGGUCAGUGGCAAUUAUCGCUUCCAAUUAAAACAGAGGAGCAUCUCUAACGAUCACUACUUCAAGUUCAAUUGCAAGGAUUCAAAUUUAAAAAGACCAAACUUUUAAAUAGUUUUUUUUGCCAUCUUAACAAUAGUGUAAUGCAAAGCUCAAGAAAGUUGCCCAAGAACGAGAUGAGAACGCGGAAAUCCUCAACAAUUUGGCGGGAAAGGUUCAAGACUUCUCCGUUGCGUUGAUGGACCAAGUAACCCCAACAGAGGAAAAAUCCAUUGUUAACAAUGCAUCUUUACUUGAUAGUAUAACUCAGCCAGCAAUUGACUACCAACAGAAGAAGGUGAGUGAAGUUCCUGUUAUUAUUGUCUGUUAUCAUUAUCCUCAGUGUGAUUUUUAUUGUUAUUGUAUCCGGCAAUCAAUGUGAUGAUUAUUGUUGCACUUAUUCUUCGACAUUUCCGUUUGUCGUUGCUUGUGUCAGUAAUUCUUGUAUCAAAGGGGAAUAACUGAUAAACUGAAAACUUCAAUAAGCCAGCAGGACUAGUCACAUAGUUAAUUCUCCUGAAAGUAUGUCAUUUAUCCAGACAUGUUAUCCUGUGGUACCUGUCGUACGCAACAACUGACAUCUGUUCACGCGCUCGCACGUGAGAUAAUUCGAAUAAAUUUAUAUCAGUAUGGGACAGUUAAGAAUCAAUCAGUGGUUUGGGUACGGAAUGGCUCAAACUUGGAUACGAAACGACUCAACCUUAGGUACGAAUCGACUACAUUUGGGUACAAAACGACUGGGUACGAAACGACCACGGGUAAAGAAUGACCGCACACCAUUUUUUCUAGCUUUGCAAUGUAAAAAUUAGUCAGUACACUAGCCCAUACACUCUUCUCAGCCGCUCGGGAUAUUACUUGAGCUCGCUGUUAGUCCAUCAAGGGACGAACAAGACCGACGAGUCAUCUAAGGGGUAGGAUAUUAGUCUGGGCGGGGUGAUCUUCUGCCGUAAAUGUGAAGUUAGCUGAUUAUUCCAAUCCAAGAGAGUAGGCAGGGGAUGGUGGAUACGGAUGGCGGCCUCAACAUACCCCAUGACGUCUUGGCAUUAAUCUAACGUAUACCUUACCAAUUCCCUCACAUCUAAUUAUUUACAGUUUAUUUCUCAUCGACUGGUGUACAGACUGUUUAAAAUUAGAUGGAAGCGGGGUUUGCCAUCCAAAUAUCGACAAGGAAUGAAGGCGAGAUUGACGGUGAUUUCAUUCACCAUACUGGAGACGAUUUUGACUCCCAUUUUACUUCCCCUCAUUGCCUAUUUUUCCUACAAGGAUCAGACAUGUCUGGAGAGAAAAAUGCUCAGAGGUAUGGACACUUCCUUCGAAAACAGCCAUUGCGCAACUUCGGAAGGCCUACUCUAGGGCCUUGGCACACAUAUAGUUUGGUGACUGUAAAAGAGAACUUCUACUUCACGGCUCUUUUUUAAAUAGAAAAUAACUGAAAUCUCCAAACAAGAUAAGUUCAUAAAUACCAGAAUACCGGCCUGUAUCAGAUUACCAUACUUAAGAAGAUCAAAGAUUAACUACUACCUAAGUAAUUUAAAAGUCUUUUUUAAGGACGAGCAGCUUUGCAAACUCAGGGUCUUACCUAAGGCCGGAGGGAGUUCGUCACGACUACUGUUUACCGCACAAGUAGCCAUAUACUUUUAUAUCCACACCUAUUCUUUUCGACUUAUUCCAUAGUCUUUAGCCUUUAAACACAUGUGUAUGCAUAAUACCAGAAAUGAUAUGGACUCCCAUUCAUCUAAUAAUCUACAUUUCGAGAUUUCUUUCUUUGCUUUUCGGGUAAUACCUAAGGAAACUGUUCAUAUCACCUGGGUCCAAGCUUAAAAUAGAUAUUUCAUGCUAACACAGUUACGAUAUUAUAAAUAGCUUUAUCACUUUCACAAAAGAUCUUUUGAACUAAUUCAUUUUUUAUUUAUAAUGUAAAAAGAAGACUUGAGACUUUCUUGUAAAUUAUUUUUUUGUGAUCACUCGCCUUUGUCACGUACAAUCACUACAGGAAACGCUUUAUGUACUAUCUUUUUUUCUCUUUCAGAUCUGUACUUGAAUUACUUGAGAACACCGUUCGUAAUUUCUAUAAAGGACCGACUCAGUCAAGUUGUCCACUUAGGGCUACACUUUAGAUUAUGUGUUCUCGCCUCGUCCGUCUCCGUGAGAACCGAGGAAUGGCUAACACUGAUAUUCUACAUAGGCUUCAUGUUGUCUGAAUAUCAACAGUACCGGAGUUCUAAAAGCGCUAAAGAAAAACGAGUUCGAGUUUACCUACGGUUAGUAAGAUGACCGGGACAGUCUUUUAGACGCUCUGUGUCUGUUGGUCCUAAAAGCAAUUAUAUUUGUUAUUAAUGGAAAUCUUUCCCCUCCCCCAUAGCUCGCCUUACAUCAGCUAACGAUUUGGCUGGUCUGCUGUUUUUGAUAGAGUGACAUUCGUCUGUUUGAUCAUUUUUCACCGUUGAGGUUAACGGAGUAGAAGUUGGUCCGAAAUUUCUUACUGUCGAUAGGCUUUUGCUUAUUUGCUUUCAUAUUUGCAGUGAUUAUCUCUUUGACUGACAUAAAUACCAUCAGAAGAGAGUUUUGAGAUGCUCACCUAGGACUUCAUGUCAAAUAUGUAGAUAAAUUUACUUACUUCUUCUUCUGCAGAAAUAUGUGGAAUUACGUUGAUAUGGUAAUCCUGGGUUUGUUCUUUAUGAUGCUUGUUCUUCGAUGCUUUACUUUAAACGAAACAGACCCAUAUCAGAGUCGAUUAUUACAAGUGGUCAACAUCCUAUAUGGCAUCAGUACUCUUCUUCUGACUCUAAGGUUCUCGAGCAUUCUGGAGGUGAACAAAACAGUUGGACCUCUUCAGCUUGCUCUGUUCCGAAUGUGUAUCGACUUACUGAUCAUUUUGACGCAGUUCUCUUUCGUUAUUAUGGCUUUUUCUGCGGCUAUCACGAAGGUAUACGUCGCUGAGAUUUCCUUUCUGACGACAGCACACCAAAGGGAAUCAAACGAGACGGGUCGACUUGAAGAACUCAACGAAACCGGUCGAACAGGAGGGUCUGUAGAAAGAGUUUCCUACUGUAGGAUAAGUUUUUAUCAGCAUGUACCAAGUAGACCUAAGGAAUUGCUUUCCCUUUUCAUGAAAGUUUAUGCUUUUGUGUUUGCCCAUUUUCUGAAACAAACCGAAAGUUAAAAAAAGAUAUACAUUUCUUAGUAAGUCGGUAUACCAGUGUUAAUACGCUUUCUAAACUGUUACUUAUACUAAGACAAGUUUUCAUUUUCAGGUUUUGCACGAAAGGAAAAUCAGCCUGGUAAGUAAAGUCUAUCGGGUUGCCUCAAUCUCGAUUUGAAUAUGUACCACUGUUAUGGAAUAAUUCUUACUAUUCAUUACUUUUGACUGUUCACUACCUUUUCUUAUCUAUACAGAGAUGAUAAACUUUGCCAAGAAGAUUUCUUGGCCAAUUUAUAUUAAUACAAGCUGGUAAUGAAGGCAACGCGACUAACUACUAGCGAACUGCAACGGUUUAAUGGCGACAACAACUCAACGACAUUAAUACGUCUGCCGGGUGCACUAGGUUGAACAACGAAACUUAAUUCGCAUGCAUAGCUAACGACGCCAGCGAGCAGAAAAUUUUGCGAUCCCAGGAAAAGCUCUUCAAGUGCCUGUAUAACUAGUUUCCAAUCAAAUACUGCACGGGUAAUUUUAAGAAAUUCUUUAACUUAUAUACGGAGGAGGUUGUAUCAUACUUCCCUUAUCUUGCAGUUUACUCCAGACGUCUAAAUAUCUUAUUUGGUCUGUAUUUGGUCUAACCGAAUUGGACACGAUGGAGACUAACGACGAUGGGUCCGAUUAUGUUGUCGGUAUCCUGUUCGUUUCCUUCUUAAUCAUCUCAGUGGUUAUGCUAGUCAACAUCCUGAUUGCCUUGCUCACAAAUACCUACAACAAGGUCGAGGUAAAAAAUCUCUGUCCUUGCAUCCACCUCCCACACACCUAUUUCAGCUUGAAAUGAAGCAGUCCGUCCAAAAAUCGAUUUCAGUUUAAGUCUGUGUUGUAACUAAUUUCAAACGAAAGCUUGCUUUUGAAAUGCAUUUAUUUAUUCCCAGUGGUUUGAAUGCCAAACUACAUCCAUAGAAAAGAGAGCUAAGGUACCAAGCUAUCCGGCCAGAAAUAUUCAAUAAAGACAUGCUUAACACCUUCCAAUGCAUGUAACCUUCACUGCGUGCUUGGAUUUGAAUGGAAAAUCUCACUGCUAAUCAAAGAUAAAUGAAAUAAAACGACUCACUUCAGGAUGACUUUGUAUCCUUAUCACUGUUCAAAUUCACAACGCAACUGUCCUUAUUUUCAGACUAAUGCAGACCUAGAGUGGAAAUUUUUUCGCGCGGUGGUAGCAGAAGAAUACAGAAGAUAUCAUCCCAUUGUUGUUCCGUUCAAUAUCAUUUCCUUACCAAUGUCUUUCCUCUACACCAAAAAGUAUGGAGACAACCGAGCAAAGGUUUGAUUGAUGUUAGGAUGGUAAAACUUUUGAAUUUCUUGAAUCACUCUCUUAAAGGAGAAAAAAAAAAACAAUAUUAAAAGUUUUGGUAUUCAGACAUGAAAAUGGUAUACCUUAAAGGCCUAUUAUCAGUCUGGGCCAUAGACAGUUUGUCCAUACCACUUCCCGUAAUACGAUUGGUCUAGACAAAACCAAAACAAACCGAUAUGGCAGAAAGAGAGAAUUGGGAGGAUACUUUUUAUUGUUAGAUUUCUCGUGGCGGCUAUGUUAUAUUGCAUAGUAGACAGCAGAACAGAAUGGAAAAUUUCAAGGGAGACAUUGCUGACAUGUUUAUAUUAGCAAUAUGACCGAGCAGAGUCUAAUUCGGUCUGUAAUCAUACAAAAGAUUAACCAAAUCGGACGACCGCGAGGUAGUGGUCCGAUUUUUAAAUCAUGAGUAUGAUACCAGACAGAAUUGGACGAGAGGAAGUCCUGUUACCAACUAAUCAAACUAUGACAGUGCCAGGUAUAAUACGUAACCUUUUUCGGAAAUUUGUCAAAUUUGUUCGAGAAGUUGUGAGCAACUGUCUGUAAGGUAAACUAAGCUGCGGCGUUUACAUUCUCAUCCCAAAUAAGGCUCUCCUAUUUCCAGGAAUGUCUGCAGUCCAAUGAUAUCUUCUGUCUUUAAGUUUUAUCUUUAGUUGCGUAGCUUGACUUAAAUUAGUUUAAUUCUGAAUACUAAUGAUAGAAAUUCUAACCUCAGAGAGUUAAAGAACGUCAACGAAGGCAUGAAGAGCGCUGCAGAUUGGAGCUCUUUCCUGCACUCACAAGGCGAUACCUGGAUAAAUAUGGAGGCUCAUUUCCACUGUCAAGUAUGUGAAAUAUAAUAUCCGCUUCCUGAUAAGUGAGCAGAGUUUAUUUUUUGAGUGACCUUUUAGAACUUGCUAUCCUUGAUGAUACGAAGAACUUGCAUGAUGGCUUAAACUGUUAGUACAUAUAAUUCUCAACUAAUUAAGAGAAACUUAUUUUUCAUUUCUCUGUUGGCUCUCUCUUCUUUGGUUGUUUCAAUUUGUUUUUAUUUAUGUAUUAUUUGUUUUCCAAACCUCGAUAGGAGGUUUCUAUCGAAAAUAACACCGUAGAUGUCGUGCUGAAAUCUAGCGCUAAUUAAAUUAGUGGGUGAGCGGUAUCCUUAUGCUUAUCUUGCAUAAAAAAUGUAGAAAAGCAUCCAAAUAUAGCAUCAAAUGAAUCUAAAGUUACGAGUGCGUAUUUGCCAGGAGUGAAAUGAAUCUGAGGGACGCCAACUAUAGUCAAUAUGAAACCUUUUAGGUGCUAUUCUGACGGUAAACAUCACCACAGCAUAUGAAUCCGCUUCAGGGUGUCCGUUUUCCUGACAAUUUCAACAUAUACUGGCCGAACUAAAUCCUAUCAGCUGUUCAUUAAAGCCUUUUCCAAGUAGAUAUUUCAAAACAAUAACGGCUGAACCUGUUCCAUUUGUAGAUGAGGAGAAAAUCGACCUAGUAGCUGACAAAUUUGAUCAGCUUGCCAACAAAAUAGACGUACUUGCCAACAAAAUUGAACAACAAGAACAAAAACUUGAUAGAUUAUUGGAGGUGAUGGAAAAAUACAUCAAGCCCAACAGGUUAGACAUUAUUUGCUUCUCAGUUCAAAAUGGAACUUCAGUAAGAAAGAUAGUGCACUAAAAUAUACCGUGAUAGAAAUUGUAUCUUAUAUAUAGACGUUGUCUUGCGAUCUAUCUUUAUUUUACGUUGAAAGAUUCUUUACUUAGACAGCAUUCUUAUGAAUUGAAACUAAUGGUAUCUGUUUCCUCAGACUCCUGUAGAGGUCCUGCAUUCACAAGUUUCCCAACACAACGAUGCUGUCGAUCAUCAAUUAGAUAAGAAUAUACAAAGGCCUUCUGGAGAGGCAUCGGCUGACUUUCAAGAUUAA